Molecule: messenger RNA, 3918 nt
Organism: Haliotis rufescens (red abalone)
Lineage: Eukaryota; Metazoa; Mollusca; Gastropoda; Lepetellida; Haliotidae
Product: seipin-like
Exons: 7
Coding region: 69-1172 (367 amino acids)
Biological process (GO): lipid storage; lipid droplet organization
Cellular component (GO): endoplasmic reticulum membrane
Source: RefSeq, a predicted model, not a curated record
CUAGGUUAAAGGUUGCCGAGGUUAUAUUUAUUUCGUACACACAACAAUGCUCAGUCAUCUGAUCCACAAUGGUUAUCGACCUCUUUGGAAACAUUAUCGACUGGGGAGGCAUCUUUUUGCAAGUUGCUUUCUCUAAACUAAAGACCACUGCUAUCCGUUUGUUUAUUCUAAUCGGUAUUUUAAUAACUAUACUAUGGUUGUCAAUAUUCUUCUAUGCCAGUUUUUACUGGCUCUACAUGCCAAGUGCAUCCCACAUCAGACCUGUUUACUUCAAAUUCGAUGUGUGUCCGGAGGGAGUUGGGAUGUGUACAUUCCCACAAGCUAACCUAACAUUUGGGAAAGAUGGACGAGAAGAAAUCCUCCACAAGGGCCAGGCAUACAGGAUAUACCUGGAGCUUGAGAUGCCGGAAUCCCCAACCAACCGAGGUACAGGUAUGUUCAUGGUACAGCUGCAGAUGUAUGACAAGACCGGAAAAGUGAUCCAGCAGUCGGACAGAUCUGCUAUCCUGCACUACCGGUCAGUGCUGCUGAGGACGAUGUACACAGUCAUUUUCGCCCCCUUCUUCCUGGCCGGACUUGAUGAACAGAAGCAGGUGGUUGACAUUGAAUUGUUCAACCACUAUGUGGAUGAUCUGGUUGACUCCGCUGUUGGAGCUGUCAUUCAGAUACAGACCAAGAAGAUAGAUAUAUACUCCUCCAAAAUCAAGAUCUUUGCAGAUUUUACUGGUUUAAGGUAUUACAUGUUCUACUGGCCCAAGCUGAGCGCUGUGAGUGGCAUCGGGGGAAACUUUAUGUUCCUGUCGUUCAUGGUGUUGUUGUCAUGGUAUCAGUACUCACAGAAAGACACUGUGGAGGAGGAGGAGUUUGUGCCGAUGAUGAGGAGGAUGUCGCUCGAUGUGAGGCGACAGAGAAUACGAGAGCAGUUGGAGCGGGAGAGAGCAGCAGCAGACAGCUCCUCCCCAGAAGACGAGGACGAAACAUCAGCCAAGUCAUUUAUGGGGUCAUAUGACUAUCAAGGGUCACAUGACAUACAGGAUGAGAGUCUGGGAGAAAUGGCUGCCGCAGGAGAUGAUGAUAUAGUUUUGAUGUCAUCUGACGUGACACUGCUGCCAGGUAGUGAUGACGACACACUCAGGUUACGACAUCCAAGCAACAUCCAUGCUACUCUUUGAGGGGGGUGGUGGUGGAGCAUAUAUGCAGAACAACAACAGUAUUUGAAAUCAGCCAUUACUCCUCAUAAUAGAGUUUCAGGGUUUAGUGACAGAGUAUAGUUUCAAUGAAGGUCAGUAUUCAUGCACAUGAGCAGAAAUACCAAUCUACCUCUCCUGCUAGCAGUGGUGUGUGUGCAUGUACCGUACUCGACAUAAUAAGCGCCCAGGGCGCUCUCAAAAUUAGAAAUAGGGGGCUCUUAUUAGAAUAUUAUUUUGGUGGAAAAAACAGAGUUUACUGAAACCUACGUUAUCAACACACCACAAAACUAAAAUAAUAGUUAUAGCCUUUAUUCCCGUAAUACAACGUCACCAGAAAGUCUAUAAACCAUACUUUAUAUAAUCAAAGGAAAUAGAAGAAAAUGCACCAACAGGAAGUGACGUCAGCAGAAGAAACGUAUUUCUUCUGCUGAUAAUUAUUAUUUUGUGGUGUGUACUAACUACUGUUAAAAGAUAAAUUUUGUGGUUUAUGCUGACGGCCUGAACUGUUUAUAUACGACAGAUAUAUUUUUCCUGAAUUUAAUUACCCAUAAUUAAGGUUGCAUGUAACACACAAGUGCGUAUUAUACGCGAAUAAGUAAGUCUUGGUACAUUGAUCGAUUGGAAGGGGUGCUAAUUAGGAUAGUUCACUUGCCAAUUUAUUAGCAAAUAUCGCCGUGGGUGCUUAUUAGAGCGGGGCGCUUAUUACGUCGAAUAGGGUAAUACAUACAUACAGCAAUGCAUGUACAUACGGACAACUGGGACUGACAGGGUCCUCAUCUUAAUAUAGAUCCGCAUCUCAUUCCUUCUUGAAUAUUUGAGCCAAGUGAAACAGUUAUGUCGUCAUCAUACUCAUUCCAAAAGACAUGCUGCUUUGUCUUGGGAAGUGAUUUACUCUUAGAAAAUUGAAGAGUAUUUAUCAAGUUAAGUCUCAUUUCAUGAAUCUGCUUGUGCAUAUAUCAGGGCUGGCAUAAUAACAGGUCUGAACCUUAUGAGAUUAUGACCAUAAUUUUAGCCUUGAAGCUCAGAACUGCUGGGAACAAUGCGUAACGUUGACAACGUAUGUAUGAUUGCCAACACUGGUAUCAACAAUAAGCUAUGACCUGAUACAUAUUCUGCUUCAUCGAAGGGUAGAAGCCCCAUGUGACCUCAAACACAGGUCUUGCAAAUUUUAUGUAAAUUUAUUCAAUUUAUUCAAUUUUGUAAAAUAUGAAUAUAAAUAUUAAUCAACAUACAAUUUCUUCCGUUUGAAUGAUAGUUUCCCCUAUUUGCUCGUGUGUGCAAUGUAUAUGUUUUGUAUGAUUUGUUACAGUAUGAUAUGAAGUGUGUGUAUGGUUUGACUUAACUUUGUUAUAGUAUGAUAUGAAGUGUGUGUACGAUUUGACUUGACUUUGUUAUAGAAUGUUAUGACUGUGAUAUGGUUGUCAGUGUGAAGUUUUCUUUUGACAAUUGUGUAUAUUUUAUAAUAUAACCAAAGAGAUACUGUUUAUAUCCAUUGUUAGAAAGAGGAACCACUUGUAGUUUUUGGAAAAGUUUGUCUUGGGUGCUGAAGAGUGGAAUGGUUAGAUUGUAUACACUAAUAUCUAGAUUAGUAAUUUGCACACAUUAGUUGGUACAAUAUUUAUGCAUUUGCAUUCAAAGUGUUGCCAGUAUAUUUCUCUUGCCACAAUGAAGAGUGUUGAGUUAUAGUAUUAUUCUGCAGAUCAGCCAUGAUUAGUUUAAACUAAUUAUAAUUGUAGUAGUGAUAGUUGGACAAAUUAUUUAAAAUGGUUGUUACCCCAUACCGAAAUUCAAUCAGCUGACAAGAUUGGCGUAUUCGCCAAGUAAGAAAAUGAAAAUAAUCAUCAAAAGUUUCAGGCUUUGAUUGUCUUCAAGAAUGGAGCUACAUUGUUUUGAAAUGGCAACUUGAUAGGAAACAUUGUACAAUGAAUGGGUUGCUAUUCGCUUGUCUAUAAAGUUCAGUGGAAAUAUAUAUGCCGGAAAAAUAAUUGACCAAUCAGUUCUGUAUCAGAGACACCAUGAGAAUCUGUGGAUUCUACUUACGGAAUCAACAGAUUCCAGUGAUUCCAACUUAAACCAUAUUAUGGUUGAUACGGAAUUUAUCUAUAAUUUUGCCAGAGACCAUAUACCAAUAUGGUCUCUGAUUUUGCAUAAUGAACUAUAGUUGCGUCAGAUUUACGUGAUAAAAUGCACGUUCUUAAUACCCUGUGAAUUCCUGGCUCAGAAUCAAAUGCAACAGCAAUAGUUGAACGUCAGCAUAAUGAAAGGUAGGGUAUGGACAUAGCAACAUAUUUCUGUGAUGGCCGAGUCUGGUGAUAGGGUUAAUUCUGCAUGCUAGCUUAGAUGACAGCUAGCUUUAGCUGCAUUAGGAAGUUUGAUAGAGUAUAUUUUCACAAUAAUAUCUAGCUGCAUGAAAUCGUGAAUAUUGAGCCUACUUCCAACUGCUUCUGUGGUGGCAGUGCUGUGCUGUGCUGUGCUAUGCUGUGCUGUGCUGUGCUGUGCUGUGCUGCUUGCUGGGAGUAGUCCUGCAAUAGGAGGUGAUGUGGUCUACUGCCAGGGACAUACAACAUGGAUUGGCCAACUUGUGUGAGGAGAGUGUGCUGUGUGAUAUAAAGGGCCAACUCCACAGAGUUCAACUGUUUGCUUUUAAUACACUUCCAACUGUUUUUAACUUUAUAUUUUUAAAUUAUUUUGUCAAUAUUGUUUUAUGAAAAUAAAAUGAUAAGCAAUU